UCCCCAUCUUUCUCCUCCAUUUCGUUUUCCUCUGCGGCCUUCUCUUUGAGCUCCCUUACCUCCAUUGCUAAGGAUCUCCACCAUGCCAUUCACCUUCUUGAAUCCUAACAAAUUACUGAAAUUUUAUCUUGCCAUCAAAAUCCUCAACAAGUUAUCGCCUCCUUGGCCAUACCCUCCACCAUUGACGCACCGUCUCCUCUCUUAUAUUCUUUGUACGUUUAUUUUCCCCUGUAUUAUACUAGGACUCUCCCUCACUUCUUACUCUCAGUUGAUAGAUCGUCUCCUUACCUUCUCACUCUUAGUUGACAGUCGCUGGUUUUUAUCGAUCAUCGCAAUAUCACCUUCAUUAAUUCAUAGUUUAGUUGAUAGUCGCAAGUUCUCAUCACUCACACACCUUAUAUUUUUAUCAACAUUAUAAAUCUUGAUAGUAUAAGGGACAACUCAUCGGCAUCACAACAUUGUCGCAUCAUAACGAGCAGUGAUUGGCAAUGUGUAAGGUACUGAGUGCAAGUAAGGAUUGUUUCUAAAUUUAGAUUAUUCUUCUGUGUUCUGUACUAAGAAUUAAAUAUGACCAAUUAGAUUCUUUAUAUUUAGAUUAUGUUGACGGGUAUAUUUUACAAUUGGAAAUUCGUUAAUUAUUUACAGAUUUUGUUGAUUUUAAGAAUCUUUUGUUGGAUGGAAUAUUGUGUUUGGAUUGCUUCGGAAAAAACUUGGAAGAACAAUUGUGAAAUGAUAAAAUGAAAGUUCUAUAGAGAGGAAUGGGGAGGGAGGGAUAAUGGAUAUUUCAGACAUUUCAUAAAAAUAUUAAUACAAAUAAUAAUAGUUUUUAAUAGAAGAACUUAAUAGCUAUAUUUUAAAAUUAAAAGAUACAUUUUAAUUAGAAUUUAUAAUUAUAAAAAUUAAAUAAUUAAUUUCGUUAAAAUUUAGAAACUCUUGUUUUAAAGUAAAACUAGUGAUUAUAUUAAUAAAAUUACAUCAAACAAAGCGGGAUAUCAUCUCAAACAGAGAGACGAUUAUACUUAAUAAAUUCUCUAGCCAAAUAUGAGCAGUUAGAGUAGUAUUACGACGAACCCAUGUAACAGAAAUAUCAUUUCUAGAGUCUAAGAAAGAUUUAUGAUUAUUCAAAAUCAAAUCCCUAUAUAAGAUAAUUUAGCAAAAAUACUCUUUAAGUGUCUAAACUCUUGCAUAAAAUAAUUUGGUAAAGAUAUUUCUCAUUCUUUCUCAUUUCUCGAGUAUAAAUCAUUAAAAUCUCCCGAACAAAGUUAAAGAAGAGAGUUUCUACGAAAUAAAACUCGAAUAAAGUUCCAAAACUGACGUCGUCGUUGCGAUUCUAGAAACUCAUAAUAACUAGUAAAUCUCCAUUGAAUAUUUUCUUCCGAAACAAUCGAAUGAAUAAAAUUUAAAGAAAAAUUAACUAUAGAAACAUACAUAUGACUCUUCAAUGUUAACAAAAGGUUUCAUCCCAAUUCUUGUUUAUUCACCGAGAAACAAUAUCAAAAUGUAAAAAAUUAGAAAAAAAUUACAUACGAGAACCAAAAACUUUUAUUUCCAUUAAAAAUAAAAUAUUUAGCUUGUAAUUAGUAACAAAAUCCUUCGAUACAUUAACUGUCUGAGAAUUGUCGAGUUUUCUUCAGUUCCAAUAAAAUUCAGAGACUCUAUAAUAAUUUUCCUGUUAAAUAAUGCGAGAGAGUAGUAUAUAGUUGAGACAUUAAUGCUUGUAGUUAAUGUAGCCAAAAACAUGAUCAGCAUCUUCGUCUCCAUUGCCUAGACGCUGCUGGCGAGGAAAAAAAAUAAAAAUAAAAAUAAAAUCUACCAUGUAGAGGCAAAAACAAUAUUUUUCUCGUUCUAUAUAUGAUUCUCAGAACUCCAAAUUGUCAAACUCCCUUACGGACACUCGCAUAUUUAUUCUGUUUCGUCGAAAGCGCCUUCUGGCAGAUUGGGUUUUGAAGGCAAGUCCCUGUGGUUGUGUUGAACUUUGACAAGUAAACCUUGGCUGCGUGAGAUCAAAGAAGCAGCAACUCUUCACCUUCUUCUCUAAUACGAGGAAACUGCUCGAAAGGAAGUUUCCCAGAGAUGGUAAAAUCUUAAUCCGAUGGCAGUUUUGAGUUCUAGAUUUACCUUGUUUCAGAUAUAUGUGAAUCUGAAAAAUGAUGGACGACAGAAAUCUCAGUAAUCUAACUCCAGGUUGCAGUAGUUUGGAUGAAGAAGAACUUCCUAUUAAUUCAAACAACCUUUCGUCCUCCAAAAGGCUAAAUAUUGCGAGCGGAUCUAAUUCUGUACGCUCGCCUGAAACCCCAUAUGGUUUCUCUCUUCUAAUUUUCUUGAAAAUUCUAUCUUUUCGGUGGCUUCAGUUACUGCCAGGUCGACGGCGGCUAUGGAGACCUGAGUUACCGCCACCUCCUGAAUCGAGUAUUGAGUCAUCGAGUUUCCAGUCAUUACUGGAACUUCCACCGAGUGCUCAAUCAUCAGACGUGUAUCCAUCAAAUAAUCUAGCUCCAGGGACAGAUUGUAGCUCUGGGGAGGACACCCACUUUAAUGUUGAAUCUCCUUCCACGGAAACUAAUUUCUAUAGCUGCAACAGUAACAAUUCCGAUAGAAGAAGCAAAAAACACAAGGUUUUGGAUUGGGUGUUUGCCAUUGCCAACUUCAUUCUUGAGCUUACGUUGAUAGUUUUCGACCAAAUAUCAUCGCAGCACAGCUCUCUUUUUCUGCCAAUAUGUGCAGGAAUGUCUUUUCUAUCAGUGUUGAUUUGCAUAUGCGAACUCUUCUAUAACGUUCGGAAGGAAGGAGGUGUUUGGAGAUGGAACACAAUACCCUGGUUCUAUUAUCCAUCUCGAAGCAGCCUUCCUGUUGGUUCCUUCGCAGACAUUGUUGGACUUGUCUGUGCCUUUGGUCAGUUCAUUCUUGCUACUGUAAGUUAUUGUUUAUUCCUUAAAACUGGUAAAAAUCCAAUCAAAAUCUCCAUUUCGGCUGCCAUUUUGGUCUUCUGUCAGUUGUGUUCUAAAUUCUUCAAGGAAUUGAUCAUCAAACAGGAUGUUCACGAAUCAUAUGAGCAAGAUCUCUAAUUAGUUCCAUGCUAAACAAAUAUUUAUUAUGAUUCCGUAUUAGUAUCAAAUAUUUUCUGCAUUUCCUUUGACAGUGGAACACAUUGACUGUUUCCAAUCAUGAAUUAGUCCAGAGGGUAGCUAGGCUUAAAUGCACAGGCCAGAGGAUAGGAGUUUAAUCUUAGCUGCCUUUAUGAGAACUGCUAUACAUGAUUGCUAGUUCAAAACUAUUAAAUAACUUGUGUUAAGUGUUCUUCUUAUUCAAAUAACAAAUGAAUGAAUGAAAAACUUAUUUAGCUUAGAGCUGCGCUUAUGGUGGAAAUUUUAAAAUUUUAAAAUUUUAAAAUUUCCUCUACUUUAAAAAGAAAAAUGUUGAUAUAUUAAUCUCUGUCUCUAUAUUGGGUUGAUGUUUUGUAAUGUUUCAUUUUCUUUUGUCUC
This is a messenger RNA of Manihot esculenta (cassava), 3482 nucleotides long. RefSeq lists its product as uncharacterized. The record is from RefSeq and is a predicted model, not a curated record. NCBI's taxonomy places the organism in Eukaryota, Viridiplantae, Streptophyta, Magnoliopsida, Malpighiales, Euphorbiaceae. The transcript has 2 exons. The coding region runs from base 2148 to 3065 and encodes 305 amino acids.